GUAUGGAAGAGGUGAAAGUGGAGGGUUGGUGUGAGUAUGACUUGAGGUGGACCUCACCUCCCUCACUCAUUGGUCAUUUGAGACAAAACCAAGCCUCACAACCCAUCCCCCCUAUCAUGCUCGACCAAGACCCAAAGAAAAGAGAAAAAGGAAGCUAUAAAACUCCAUUCCCCACCAAAUUCGAGCUCAAGCUUAAGGAAGUCAAAGAAGGGGGCUUGAAGAAGAGAAAGGUUAGGAAAAAGUGUGAAAAUUAAGGUAUUUCAAGAGCUUUCACGAAGUUGAAAGGGUCGCCGAAGUUGUCACCGGAGUUUGUCAAAAGUCGCCGGAGUUUUGCCGGAGUUCAACCAAGAGGGGUAGAACUUCAUAGCAAUAAUUUGAGCUCAAGCUGAAACUCUUUUCUUCAACAGAAACAAAUUAACUAGCAUUAAUCACAUCAUGAUGAAGUACAUGGCCGGAUGAUACAAUCCAGCGGAGGAAAAAACCAAAACCGAGGAUCAGACAAAGAAGACACCAUCUUAGCUAAAGCACGAGCAGCUGUGUUCACAGAAGGCCUACAUGAAUGUGAAAGACAAACAUGGCUAAUAAUAGUAUCCAAGACCUGUCACCGAAGAAACAUCAUUGGACGUCUAAAGUUAGCAAUGAAGAAGAAGAGGAAGAUGAUGAUCUGAUAUCCAUAAAUCACGCCGCGGCCGCAGUCAUAGUAAGCACAAACGAAGAAGAUACCCAUCAGCGAAAGAGCGGGAGAUCAAGGAAGCAAGAGGCGCGCAGGAAGCUACAAGCAGUGGCAGUUUCGAGGCUGAAAUCGAUGCUAACCAUGCUGGGCAGGAACAGAAGAAACAUAUUCUUCCUCCAUCACCACCACCACCACCACCAGGGUCUGGGGACAAGGCUAGUGGGGACGCUGUUCGGGUUCCGGAGCGGGCAUGUCCACCUGGCGCUCCAGAAGGAUCCCGUUUCCAGGCCGGUUUUCCUGGUGGAGCUGGCCACCCCGAUAGCCGGCCUGGUUCGGGAAAUGGCAUCCGGUCUUGUCCGGAUCGCGUUGGAGUGCGAUAAAGAAGAGAAGACGAUGAGGGGAGCGGGUGCGGGGAAGCCGCUUCUCGAGGAGCCGGUGUGGAGAACGUACUGCAACGGGAAGAAAUGCGGGUUCGCGGCGCGGAGGGAGACGGGGGAGAAAGAAUGGGAGGUUUUGAAGGCUGUGGAGCCCAUUUCAAUGGGGGCUGGCGUUUUACCAAAUAAUAGUAACAGUGAUAAUAAGGGAGGAGAAGGAGGAGGAGGGGAGAUAAUGUAUAUGAGAGCUAAGUUUGAGAGAGUUGUUGGGUCUAGAGAUUCAGAGGCACUGUACAUGAUGAAUCCAGAUAGCCAUGGGGCUCCUGAGCUUAGUAUUUACUUGCUUAGAAUUUAAUUAUUCCAUGAACUAGCUAGCUAGCUUAAUUAGCUAGCAGCUGUAUCUUAGCUUGUCAUUUCCUUUUCCAUGGCCGGCCUUGAAUUGAAUCGGUUGCUAUACAUAGAUAUAUACAUACAACAAGCUAAGCGAUUCAUCGAUCAGUCCUCUGCUGUAGUGCUGUACUAUAUAUUCCGACCUAUGUUGCACAGAAACACGGAUGUCAUCAGAAAAUGAGAAAUAGGAAACUCAAAUUUUGCAAAAAAAAAAACGCUUGUCGGGAGAGUUUCCAAAGAGUAAAAUGGAAACGUACUCUUUCCCGCGUUUUCGUGCUACAUAGAUUCCGACAUUAUAUCUGUACGUCAAAUUCAAUCAAUUCUUAACUUCCAAUUUGGCCAUUUUUCUACAUCCAUUGUGAAGGAGGAGAGUUCUAUCUCACCUACCUAUAUAUCAUCUUGCAUUGCAUUCUUGCCCAUUAUAUUAUUCAUUAAUUAUCAUCUAUAAUGUGUUAG
Molecule: messenger RNA, 1893 nt
Organism: Cuscuta epithymum
Lineage: Eukaryota; Viridiplantae; Streptophyta; Magnoliopsida; Solanales; Convolvulaceae
Source: the annotation of a GenBank genome assembly